Messenger RNA from Ipomoea nil (Japanese morning glory), 1697 nucleotides. RefSeq names its product F-box/FBD/LRR-repeat protein At1g13570-like. Gene Ontology annotation, molecular function: protein binding. The coding region runs from base 226 to 1476 and encodes 416 amino acids. Lineage: Eukaryota; Viridiplantae; Streptophyta; Magnoliopsida; Solanales; Convolvulaceae. The transcript is spliced from 5 exons. The record is from RefSeq and is a predicted model, not a curated record.
AAGGGUUUCUGAUACUUUCCCCUAAUCUCUCUUUUUCUUCCAAAUUUCUUUUGUUCCAAAACCUCGUGGGCUGAAUUGGAAUGGAAAUCGAGUUGAACUUCUGUUUCCAGUUUAAUGGCGACUUGUUGUCGAAGAAAAUCCGAAGCAGAUGCAGAGGAAAUACAAAAUCUUGCAGUUGAAGAAUAGAAAAGAACAAUUUUAGGUUUUCAUUGUUCUUUCAAUUUAAUGGCUCAACGUCUGCGACUCGAAUUGGUAGCGGAUCAUGCAACUGUAGAUUUAAUAAGUGAGCUGCCGUUAGAGUUAAAGGUGAGAAUUUUGGAGUGUUUGCCCACCCGAGACGCCGCCAGAACUGCUCUGCUCUCAACACACUGGAAUCAUGUUUGGUUGCGGCUUGGCCGGCUUGCUUUCGAUAAUGACUUCUUCUGGGGUAUCCAAAAAUGCAGUGGUGAAAGUAUCGUGCCUUCUAAAAUAAUAACUUGCGUUCUCUUGCAGCGUGUUUGGCCCGUUAAGAAAUUUAGCCUAAACAUCGCUGCCUUAAUUGAUCCUAUGCUGAAGCAGUCGGAUUUGGAUCAGUGGUGUCUUUAUCUGUCAAGAAAUGGCAUUGAGGAACUUGACAUCUCCCUUUGGAACCCUCAAUAUAAGCUGCCAUUUUGUAUAGUCUCGUGCCCCACAAUCAAGCAGCUGAGACUCAACAGUUUGGGUUUUGAUUGCCCAAUAAAUGCUCCUUCUAUUUUUCGCGGUGUCACUUCAUUAAUUUUCUUGGAUGUUGUUUUUAAUCGUAAUGUUAAUGGAAUUGUGUCUAGCAUUCCUAAUCUUGAGAAGCUAGAAUUCAUUGGUUGUGAAGGGAUCAGUAAUUUUAAGUUCACAGCUCCAAAACUUGAAAGCUUGUCUAUUAUUGGUUUUAUACCUGCAGCUGAAUCCAGAUGGCUUUCACUUCAUUUGGAAACAAUUAAGGUUCUUUGCUUGGAUCAUAGUUGCAUGUUGUGGGAAGAUGUUGAAGUAGCAUCCUUCCCAACUGCAAUAAAUCUGCAAGUAAUCGAACUGGAUUAUAUGAACUUUGCCAAUGAAAAACAGCUCAUGGGUGUUUUGAAGUUGCUUCAAAUAUCUCCAAACCUACGUGAACUAGACAUUAAAAUAAUAGGUUCUCAAGAUGAUGACAUAGAAGUGAUUUUACGACUUUUGAAGGAUCCAGACAGUUGUAUUGUUAAUCAAGAUCUAAAAAUGCUUAAAACAAUCAAGAUUAAUCGGUUUCGUGGAUCCACAACCGAAAUGCUUUUUGUGAAAAUGCUGCUCUCAAAAUCCCCUAAACUAGAGAGUGUUGUUAUUCAGGAAUAUUAUUUUGUUCAUCGGCAAUACAAUAAGGUGAUAAAAUCCCAAAGGGAAUUGUGCUUUCCUCGUGCAUCUCCGAAAGCUCAAAUUAUUGUAUUGGGAAACUCCAUGGGUUCAGUUUGUAUGCAACUUAGAAAUGUAAGAUGAGGAUGGUACCUUAGCUUGUUUUCUAAGGUGUUGAUUAGACUAAGAAUAUCAUUCUUUUAGUUUUUGCUUCUGUUAAUUGUUCUAAAUUUUACUUCAGAUGAUGUGAUGUGAGUUCUUACUGCUUAGCCAAGUGUUUCUUAUGACUUCAAUGCAAUGGUGUUUCCAUUUUAAUGGCCCUAUUUCCUAUGGAAUAUAAUGCAACUUGUGGAUUGUGUGGCGCA